Darwinula stevensoni is the source of this 1242-nucleotide messenger RNA. The record is from the annotation of a GenBank genome assembly. Lineage: Eukaryota; Metazoa; Arthropoda; Ostracoda; Podocopida; Darwinulidae.
AUGUCGUUCCGAUUUGCUCAGACGAAGGAACGCGUUGGCAUCCUCUGUGGGGUCCUGGCGGCGAUUGUGGCUGGGCUCUGCAUGCCUGCCAUGAUCAUCCUCUUUGGGAGGGUGACCAAUUCUAUGGUGUACAAUGAGGCUGGCAUCAAAUCAUCCAUUCAAGUCAUCAAUGAAACCUGCUUUAAUGGAACCUUACUGGAGUCGAAUGAAAGUUCUGAUCCCAUGGCCCUCUGCAAUCAAAUGAAUAUCUUCAAGGAUUGCCUCAAGGAUGAACCAAACACCUUAGAAUUCAUUACUGAUGUCUGUGAAAUGGAUUUUGAAGAAGAGAUGGAGAUCUUUGGGAUCGGCACGGCUGCCAUCGGUGCAGUGCAGCUCCUCAUGGGCUAUAUCUUCGUCUCUUCCUUGAAUUAUGCUGCUGAAAAUCAGGUCUACCGCAUCCGCAGUCUAUUCUUGAAAGGUAUCUUGCGUCAGGAUAUCGGUUGGUACGACACUCGCCAGACGGGAGACUUUGCAAGCCGAGUCACUGAAGACCUGAACAAGCUGCAGGAAGGCAUAGGGGAGAAGAUAGGGAUGUUCCUGUUCUUCUUCACUGUGUUUCUUGCCUCACUUAUCAAUGCCCUUUAUCAUGGCUGGAAGCUCACCUUGGUUAUCCUCUCAGCCAUGCCUGUUCUCAUGGUUGCCUUUGGGGUCAUGGCCAAGCUGGAGGAGGAAGAGGCAAAAUCCUUGUGUGAGAAUCAAUGCAGGGCAUUGAAGGAGUCAUUACUCAGCCAGCAGGAGAUCUUUAGUAACCUGCUGGAAGUCGUCCGACCCUGGCGAUCGUUGGUCUUUGCUGAAACAAGAAGUGCUGCAUCUGAGGAGGAGGAAGCAGACCUGGAAAGACUCCGCAGCUGGGGUGCCACACCGACCAACAGUUUAAGUCAGCGCGAACGUGACCAAGCAUCCAGCCUGGAGCUGGCAUCCCAUGCUGUCCUUGUCCCAUCUCAUCCUGCAUCCUCUAUUGUAGUGGAACGAGGUGUUGGGACUUCCCCUCCCCCAGAAGCUUAUCAUACUUGCCCUAUUUGUGAAGAUACCUUCUCUCAGGAAAUUUCUCAUGAGGAAUUUGAGUCCCAUGUUGUCCAACAUUUUGAAGUUGAUGAAGAUUCUUUUCUGGCACAAUUUACCAGUUCAGAUAUUAAGUACAAAACAACAUCUCAACCAAACAAAGCGAAAAAGAACGUCUCCAAGAUUCCCCGUGACAAGUAA